AAAAAAUGUUGGUUCACUAGACUUUAAUAGUCUCAGAAACAUAUUUCUCAAUUAUACGGCCACUUAAGCUCGUUUCAUAUAUUAAAAAAAGAGAGAGAGAUUCAUCUCUUUUUUCGAUCCACUGCCAUCCGUGCAUAUACGUACACUUCAAACACCUUCACCGGCCACUAAACUAUCUCUCUGCCGCGCGCGCGCGUAAACAUACAUAUUAUGGAGGAGGCAAGUAAACCUCAAAAAGCAUCACCGUCACUUCCCUGGAAGACCCGCUUAGUACUCUCGCUCAUCUCCACCGUGACCGACGCCUGUUGUCGCCGCGACGGCACUGUGAACCGCCGCCUCAUAAGCCUCCUCGAACCCAAAGUUCCGGCCAAUCCCAACCCCAUCAACGGAGUCAAGACCCACGAUAUUACCGUUGACCCCUCUCGCAACCUCUGGUUUCGUCUCUUUGUCCCCACCCGACCCUCCGACAACCUCCCGGUGAUCGUGUUCUUUCACGGCGGUGGAUUCGUCUAUCUCAGCAGCAACAACAAAUCCUACGACUUGGUUUGCCGCCGCUUCGCCCGCAAAGUCCCCACCAUCGUUGUCUCUGUCAACUACCGUCUUGCACCUGAAAACCGGUACCCGGCCCAAUACGACGACGGAUUUGAUGUCCUACAAUUUCUUGACCAUGUGGAAACUCGUCGCCAAAUCUUGCCGGAAAAUGCAGAUCUCUCACGUUGCUUCCUCGCCGGAGACAGUGCUGGUGGUAAUUUGGCCCACCAUGUGUCCAAAAGAGCCUCCCACUCCAACUUUCGACAACUAAAGGUUAUUGGACUAGUGGCUAUACAACCAUUUUUCGGGGGAGAGGAACGAACCGAGUCAGAGAUGAAACUCAAGGACGCACAUUUGAUAUCUGUUAGUCGGACAGACUGGAUGUGGAGGGCAUUCUUGCCACCAGGAGUAGGAUCGGACAGAGACCAUGCGGCCAUCAACGUGACCAAUUCGAGGGCGGCUGACAUAUCGGGGUUGGAUUUUCCGGCAACCAUAAUCUUCGUGGGUGGUUUGGAUCCAUUGCAAGACUGGCAAAGAAGGUACUAUGAGAUGCUGAAGAGGUCAGGAAAAGAAGUGUAUCUGGUAGAGUACCCAAACAUGAUACAUGCUUUCUAUGUUUUUCCUGAACUGCCCGAGUCUACGCAGCUCAUUUCUGAGGUCAAAGACUUCGUCCACAAACAGUGUUCUAAGGUUGUCAAACCUUAAUAAAUUAGCUUCGUUAUUGUAAACCUAAUGUUGUAUUAUGUAAAUAGUGUGAACGAUUUAUGAAUAUUAAAUUCAAUUUGCGUCUAUUAAAUUUAAUAUGAAGUACUGUUACUUGCUUAUGGAGCAAAAAAAUUGCAAGCUAAGAUGGAUCGAGUGA
Messenger RNA from Ilex paraguariensis (yerba mate), 1393 nucleotides. The record is from the annotation of a GenBank genome assembly. NCBI's taxonomy places the organism in Eukaryota, Viridiplantae, Streptophyta, Magnoliopsida, Aquifoliales, Aquifoliaceae.